UGUGCUUUACAUCAACAACACAAGAAAAUGGCUCCACCACAGAGAAUGCGCGUCGCCAACGAGAAGGCCAGCAAAUAUGUGACAAUGCGUGGCAAUGUACCCAAAUCCUCGAAAACGAAAGAAGGUCAAUAUCCGGUGGGUCCCUGGCUCCUGGCUCUGUUCAUCUUUGUGGUCUGCGGCUCUGCCAUUUUCCAGAUCGUUCAGUCGAUACGCGCCGCGUAAGGAAAGGCUUCCCCUCGCAUAAGAUACACAGAGAGCAGGUGCAUCUGGAGGAAGAUAAUAGACCUUUCCGGAACCUUCACUUGCUACUACUAACACCUUCCCUAGCUAAAUAGACCCCGGAAACAUGUGCAACCAGAGGAUGACCCUAAACAACUUGGCUUUAUUUUCGUGUCUGCAAUAUCAACUCCUAUAAAACACAUACAAAAUUUAAGUCCAUAGCAUUUUGCAUUAAUUAAUUUAACUGUAAGCUCUGCAAUGUGCAUUCCUGCAAUUCUCUCCUAAGCAACUGAAUAAUGAUCCCCGAUCAUUUAUAGGCGAUAAAUGCAUUUUUAAGAUGCUUCUCGGCGCAGUUUGAAAUAGUGCAAAGUGUUAAAGCGUUGUUUUCUAAUGCAAAGACGAGUAGAGAAGAAACUAUGAGUACAUAACAAUGAUGAAUAUAUGAUAAUUUUUUACCUAA
Molecule: messenger RNA, 679 nt
Organism: Drosophila simulans
Lineage: Eukaryota; Metazoa; Arthropoda; Insecta; Diptera; Drosophilidae
Product: stress-associated endoplasmic reticulum protein 2
Exons: 2
Coding region: 28-222 (64 amino acids)
Biological process (GO): endoplasmic reticulum unfolded protein response
Cellular component (GO): endoplasmic reticulum
Source: RefSeq, a predicted model, not a curated record